Messenger RNA from Cydia fagiglandana, 5243 nucleotides. RefSeq names its product protein phosphatase 1B (gene alph). The record is from RefSeq and is a predicted model, not a curated record. The transcript has 4 exons. Gene Ontology annotation, cellular component: nucleus; cytosol. Lineage: Eukaryota; Metazoa; Arthropoda; Insecta; Lepidoptera; Tortricidae. Gene Ontology annotation, molecular function: manganese ion binding; magnesium ion binding; protein serine/threonine phosphatase activity. Gene Ontology annotation, biological process: peptidyl-threonine dephosphorylation; negative regulation of stress-activated MAPK cascade. Bases 343 to 1509 code for a protein of 388 amino acids.
AAUCAUAGACAAUUACUAUUUAUGUCCGCCAUUCAUUCUUUUGAGUUGCUUUUUCGUUUUACGAUUUAAUCCAAAAUCGCAAGGAAUUUGUCAUCAAAGCGGCAUCAGCGCGUAAUAAUACGCUUCUACAAGCAGCUGACUUGAAAAAAUCCGGGUUGUGAAGACUCGGCGCGAGCAGUGCAACAGCUCGACCGUCUGACGUGCUCCUGCCGUGAGAUCGUAUCGUACUUCCAGUGAUGCUUCCCUUUUACGUUAUCGGUCGCGACGUUCGCUUUGCGAGUGCCUGAUGGUGUGGAAACUAUGUGCGAAUAACAACUUAAGUAAUCAGAGAGAGGACUCAGUAUGGGAGCGUUUUUGAACAAGCCCGAGACUAAGAAAUAUAACGAGAAUGGGGAAGGAAACGGUCUUCGCUAUGGCGUGGCGUCGAUGCAAGGUUGGCGCGUGGAGAUGGAAGAUGCCCACCACGCGCAGUGCACUCUAAACGGGACUCUAUCAGACUGGAGCUACUUCGCGGUGUUCGACGGUCACGCGGGCGCGCGAGUGUCAGCACACUGCGCCGACAACCUGCUGGAAUGUAUCCUCCAGACGGACGAGUUUCGGCGCGAGGAGAUCGCGGAGGCGAUCCGGGCCGGUUUCCUGGAUCUAGAUAAGAAGAUGCGCGAGCUUCCCGAGCUAUCGAACGGCGAGGAGAAGUCGGGCUCCACCGCCGUGUGCGCGUUCGUGUCACCUAAACAAAUAUACAUAGCGAAUUGCGGCGAUUCACGCGCUGUGCUCGCGCGUAACGGUCAACCUAUAUUUGCUACGCGAGAUCACAAGCCAGAGCUUCCAUCUGAGAAGUCUCGCAUAGUGCAGGCUGGUGGUUCAGUAAUGAUCCAGCGUGUAAACGGGAGCUUAGCUGUUUCACGAGCAUUGGGCGAUUAUGAAUACAAGAAGGUGUUGGACCGGGGUCCAUGUGAGCAGCUUGUGUCCCCGGAGCCAGAGGUGUCGACUCAUGAGCGCUCGGAGACGGAGGAUGAGUUCUUGGUGCUGGCGUGUGACGGAGUAUGGGAUGUAAUGAGUAACGAGGCACUGUGUGCCUAUGUCCACUCGCUGCUGCAGUUGACGGACGACCUGGUGGCUGUGACCAAUCAGGUCAUCGAUACCUGUCUUUAUAAGGGCAGCAAAGACAACAUGAGCAUCGUGCUGGUGACGUUCCCCGCAGCGCCCAAGCCCAGCGCGGAGGCCCAGCGCGCCGACCGCGAGCUCGACGAGACGCUGCGGCAGCGGCUGACAGCCUUGAUCGAGAAAAGCGCCGGCAGCGAGGAGCGUGAAGACACGGCGUGCCAUUUCUCGUGGGUCCUGAAACAGCUCGCCCGGGAGAACAUCCCCGGCCUUCCCCCCGGCGGAGGCCUGGCUGCCAAGCAAUCGCUCCUGGACAAGAUAUACCGAGAGUUCUACCCGGAGCACGCGGACAGCUCCGAAACGUUCGACUGCCAGCCCGAGCUUACGGACGCGUUCGGCGCCAACUAAGCGCCCAUCUCGCAUCGACCACCCGAUUGACUGUGACCAUUUUUUUCUAGAGACUUAAUUGACGUUUCAAAAUGUGCAAAAUUGCAUUUUUUACAUUGCGAAUGCAAUUUUGCAGAUGGAUGUACCAGAAUAUAGUCUGACACAUCAUUUCCUUCACUAAAACAAGGCAGCAAUUUGGAAAAAUAAAGACGUGGGGGGAAGUUUUGAACUUCACGCCUUUUUUAGUCAUAGCAAUGGUUGGAAAGACAACAUUGGAAAUUAUUGCGGAGAGUUCAUAUUGUUAAUGACUCCUUUAAAAUACGUCAUCAUUUUACCGUCAUCCAAUAAAAUGAUGCAAUUUUAAAUUAAAAAUAUGAAAUGUGAAUUCAGUAUCUGGGAAUUCAAAAUAAACUUUAAUCAGUCAACCAAAGCCAGAAGGAUUAUAUCGCUCGUAUCCUGAAUAGACUUAUUGACAGAAUUAUUGCGUUGUCUCCAGUUGUAUGCAUAUUGUUUGAAUGCAAAUGGAGUGUGGAGUUCAAAAUUACGUAGAAUUCGUUUGUAAGUCGAUAUCGAUAAUUGAAACAUAGAUGGUUUUGUCACCGUAAUUUUUAACUCCAGCUUUUAUUUGCACGUACCGAAGUCGAUGUGUAUGAUUUAUACAUUUCUGAUUAGUCUGUUGUGAACAUGUCAAUCAAGGUAGUCGAUGCGAUUAUACUAAAUGAUUUCAAGCGGCCGAGUAAGAGUACUGUGCAGCAAAAGUCAUGUACAUUUUUCAUACUUUUGACACUCAAUUUCAGACAUUUGUUUCACAGGCCUCUCGGGCGGCUCGGUUAGACAGAAUUGCACACUAUCUCACUUCAGAACUUGUUCAUCAAAUCUAUCUAAAAGCUUAAUACCGGAAAAUUAUAUUAGCGUACCUAAUAUCGAGAUUAAAUCACUAAUGGCUACAUUUCUCUCUUGAGAAAGAUUGGAAAUUGUUGCCAUCGUUACUGACGGUUAUUGGCCCAAAAUUAUUCAGGGAUUCGAAGAUAGUGUAUGAUUUUGUUCUAUAAAUGUACAUGAAAAUCCACGCUAUCCGAAUUUCUGUUGAGAUUGUCGUUGAUUUCGCGAGCUUUGUACAAAAUCUGCAACGUGUGACCAUAGUUUAAUAGAGUUAAGAUUGUCUGUGGUAGUCUAGCGCGGCAGUCUCAACAUGGUACACAUGCUAAUAAAAACAAUAUCCAGAGACAUCGGGUCUACGAAACUGGAUAUCUAUGGUCACCAAGCAUCUAAAAGACAAGGAGUAUCUUAACAUAAUGUUUCGCUAAACUAAAAUUACUAACAUUUACACAUUUUUGAGGUUACGUAGACCUUACGUGUCUCUGGUUCUCUGUAUGUGUAACGCUAUGUAAUACUCUAGCCCUCGUCUGUUAUGGAACCGGCACCUUUGAGUCAUAGACUAAAUUAUUUUUUGUUUACUUCUAAAUGUUUAGUGUAUAAAUAGGUCUGUCGUUCGCCGUUCCAUAGCAGAUUCGUUGUUUUACCUGAAUGUAAAUGUUGAUGUGUGGCACAAAUUUCCGUUUCACCUUACCGGCGUAGGGAGCCAGCGAAACCGUUCUUAUUUUUAUUUAGUCGCGUUACGUCUUCAUUUCGUAGUUUAGUUCUCGUUUUCGUCUUACUUAUUUUCGGCCAUUCAUAAAUGUCAUAAUACUAGAUGUGUAAUAUGGAUUCGAGUAAUAUAUGCGUAUACAGCCGUUUGCACAUGAUUCUCUGUAAACCUCGUUGUUUUGUGUUGUCCGCGAUAUUGUUUACGGAAUGAUUUGGCACGACGAACUGAAUCAUUUCUUAUAACAAUAACUGUUUCAAGUUGUUUACAUUCGAAAGCCUAAAAUCUUUUAAAGAUUAAAAUAAUGUAUUAAAAUAAAUUCUCAAUGGAAACAUAAUAAACUAGCUUUUUGUAUAUAAUUUCUGUAUUUCAACUACAUAGUCAUUGUCCAAAAUAUUAAAGUCAUUUUAGGUGUUAUCUUAUGGGAUUUGGAAUUAGGGUAAUAGUGUUUGGGUUAUCUUCCACGGAGCUGUACUUCAGUUUCUAUCGUGUUAUGAAAUAAAAUUGUAGAUUUAAUUUUUGCUUUUAAAUUUUUCUUUUAUUAUGCGUCACUAGAAUGUUUUUUCCUUUUUAUUUGAUAACUUUGGAUUGCUUUGCGAAUGCUUCGUACUUAGAAAAUUACUAAUAAAGUGUAUUUGGUUACUCUUGAUGUUUAGGUAUUCACCAUGACCGUACAAAAUGUGAACUGUCAAAAAAAUGUAGAACGAGAGCCGAUGUUAAUGUAUCAUUAUAUCUGAAAAAAAAAAUCAUUAUAAUAAAUCUGUUACCAAAUUUAAAAAAAUAAAAGCGAUCUUUUUAUGACAAAGAGUUUAUUUCUUUUCCUCUUGUAAAUAAAAGAGAAAAUCGAGAAAAUACUUUUGUACCUGUUCGAGAGGUUCAUUAGAGUGUAACUAAAUAGUUUUUACGGAACAAAUUUAUAUGGGGCGGUGUCUACCGAAGCUUAGAUGCUGUACUAUCACGCUAUACUAAGAGUUGUACGCACUCGCUAACAGGUGACACGGACUAUAUCCCACUUCUGAAGUCAUAUACGCUGCUGUGUGAGAACAGUGUUCUUGGGACGAGAUUUGUCUUUUCGCUUGUUUUGAAAUGUAUUUCUUAAGGAGUGAGCCCAAUUGUUGCCUGUAAGCGAGUGCUAUAUCAAAUAUCUAGUUGGAAAACUUCCAUUAAAAUCGGUCUUUCAAACCAAAUUAGACCUUACGUACUUAUGAUUGAAAAAUAAAUUAAGAGAAUGGCAUAAUUAACGUUCGACCCAGUUUGGUUUGACGGGCUAUAAUAGUUAUUGAGUAACAUAGCGCGUAACAGCGAGCAUCUUGUGUCCUAGUGUAUUAACUACAAGAUAAUUAUUGGUGGUAGCAAAAAGCUGUGAUCAAUGUUUUAUUGGCUCAUAAUUUUGUAUUCCGGUUAUGUUAUGUCAUUAACUGUUAGGUCCACAGACCUAGAGGGGUUAGGCGACGCAAGUAUUUCGUACUUUAUACAUAAUAAUUCUAGAUUUGUGUACAUUCAAAUUGGAUCCUUAUUAUUAUACAGCAGUAAGUAUAAAUUCAAAUAUCUAACAUAGCGCCUAUUUAUUAAAAGCGGGUACUUGCGUCUCGUAGUCGCUUUAUAAUGUGGUUAGUUAAUAGCCAAAUUGCUAGGUCUAUGAGAUCAGGAAUAAAAUUUUUGCUUCCAUCAAAAAUAUACUUGUUUUAACUUACCUGUCCCGAUCCAAUGUUCUAGGAAAUAUAUUUAUUUUAAUUUUUUUAACAUUUUCACUUAUGAAAAAGGGUGGUAAACCGAGAAUAACAUAGUGCUAUUUAGGUUAACAUAACUUUUUUUUUCUUGUGAAUAAGACCAAAUAUUGGUUUCAUCGGAAUGAAUGUUAUGUCCAUGAUAACCAGGAUUCCGUACCUUAAUGUAAAAAAAACAUUAUUUACACAAAAACUAGAUGCAUUUGUAAAUACGGCAAAGUACAAUUAUAGUCUUGUCUUGGGAAAGUUAUUUCGGUUCUUAUGUACCAGAGUAAUAUUUUCUUUUUUUUUUAGGUACGGAACCCUCACAUGAACGAAGUUCACGUUUGAUAGUUUUUCUUUUUAUUUUAAUUAUAAUUUGGCUUUCUGUCGAAAGUCUUACGGAUUGUCUCGUUAGAACCUAGUAGACGCUUGAUCAAUAAUAAAAUAUGUACCUACAUUUA